Molecule: messenger RNA, 644 nt
Organism: Heteronotia binoei (common prickly gecko)
Lineage: Eukaryota; Metazoa; Chordata; Lepidosauria; Squamata; Gekkonidae
Gene: PLAC9
Product: placenta associated 9
Exons: 4
Coding region: 135-425 (96 amino acids)
Source: RefSeq, a predicted model, not a curated record
GGCAGAGUCGGUUUCCUUCUACACUGGCUGGCCCACAGUGAAACUGCUCAGAGUGGCAGCAAAGGAGAGGCCGCUCGCUUCUUCCCUUCUGCUGGACCAGGAGAGAGACUCCGCCACACUGAGAUUUGGAAACUAUGCUUUCCACAUGGGCUCUGCUUUUCAUUUUAAUGCUGAGUGAGCAAGCAUCAGUUGCUGCUGAUCCACUACACCUCGACCCCCAAGACAACCCAGAACGAAAUGACUGGUGUGACAACCACAAUACAAUUCACAGCCGUUUAGAUAACAUCCAAGAGAAGGUAGAAAAAACAGUUGACCACCUGGAAUCAGAAGUCAAGCUCUUACUCAGUGCCAUAAGUGAUACAGCAUGGAAUGUCCCUCUGGCUCCUGGAACACCACCAAUGGAUAUCUUUGAAGAUCCCAGCUGAACAUCACGAAGAUGGGGGAAUGAAAGGACAGCAGCUAAAUAUGCAAAACUCAUCUGAAUAAUUCAUACAGCUGCACUCCAUUUCAUAAGCUUUUUAGCUAAAAUUUAUUUAGUCUUAGGAGGGACAAUAGCUAUUUAGUCUUAGGAGGGACAAUAUUUCACAGCGAGUUCCUGUAAGUAAAAUUCACUAACAAUUAAAAAUACAUUAAUUCAGAAGAAA